Messenger RNA from Arabis nemorensis, 291 nucleotides. The record is from the annotation of a GenBank genome assembly. NCBI's taxonomy places the organism in Eukaryota, Viridiplantae, Streptophyta, Magnoliopsida, Brassicales, Brassicaceae.
AUGAAGCCAGAAUCAAAGAAACUUUCCGAAAAGAGACAGAUUCAGAACAACGAUGAUGCUAACUCUUCUUUCGAUCUAAGUUCGAUCAAAGAGGCUAUCGAAAAGGUCCCAAAGACAAAGAAGACAAAUCCAUUCGAUCUAACUUCAAUGUCUCUUGCAAUAUCCUCAGUUGAUCGUCAGUGUAGUAAACGGAGACUUACAGCGAUGAAGAGAGAAUCCAUGAGGCAGCGAUUCCAAACCCUUGUCCUGAUUUGCAAGAGAACCCAGAAGGAAAGAUUAGGGAAGGACUAG